Messenger RNA from Pseudozyma flocculosa PF-1, 1995 nucleotides. RefSeq lists its product as uncharacterized. The record is from RefSeq and is a predicted model, not a curated record. The coding region runs from base 1 to 1995 and encodes 664 amino acids. The transcript is spliced from 2 exons. Lineage: Eukaryota; Fungi; Basidiomycota; Ustilaginomycetes; Ustilaginales; Ustilaginaceae. Gene Ontology annotation, molecular function: DNA binding; zinc ion binding. Gene Ontology annotation, biological process: DNA-templated transcription.
AUGAUCGUCGGCGAGCUUUCGCGCUUCCUACCGCCCGUCGCGCAGGCUCGCCGCGCCUUCCACGUCUACAUCUGGAACGUGAGCUGGAUGUACGAUCCUGUCCAGCGGCUCGCAGACCUCUGGGACGACUUCUACGCGGAGCCGCUGACAUCGGCUAGCGCCGAGGACGCUGAGGUUAUCGGACGGAUCAGCACUCGUCCAUCGACCUCAGACGGCGCCAAGCACCCGCACCGCCUGGCGCUACUGUUUAGCGUGCUCUCGCUCGGCGUGCUUUUUGAUGUGCUGCCGGGCGCCGGAGCCGGGCGCGCAGAGGAGCUCUAUCAGUGCUCGUGGGCCGCUCUGUCCUUGUCGAGCCUGAACGAUUCAAACACCCUCGAGAAUGUCCAGACGAUCCACCUCAUCGGUCAGUACCUGUGCAAUGUCAAGAAUGGCCGGAAUGCCGAAUCUCUCACCCCGUUACUGGGCUCCGCGGCGCGAUCAGCCAUUGCCAUGGGCCUGCAUCGCGAAGCGCAGGCUUGGAACCUGCCGCCACAUCAGCUCGAGGAGCGGCGACGAGCCUUUUGGGAGCUCUACGCGUGCGAUGCCUUCCGCUCUCUGGCCUACGGUCGACCGUGCAACCUACAAGAUCACCACGUCAAUGCCUCGUUCCCGGAGCAUCGCCCCAGCAAGCGGCUUGCCGAUCACUUCCACACGCUCAAGUUCCACGUUGUCAGGAUCCUCAACCGCAGCCUGGAUUCAUGCCACGGCCGCCCCGACGUCGACUAUUCGACGGUACUGGCCUUUGACAAGGAGCUUCGGGACCUGUGGGCCAGGAUCCCGCCUGCUCUCGGCACGCAGAGCUGGACGUCGGUGCCGGACUCGGACCUGGAGCGCGUCUCUCGCGACCUCGACGAUGCUGUUGGCCUACGCGAGAUGCACCGGCAGCUCCAGGCGCAUACGCUCGCCGCCAACAUCCACCAGACCUUGCUACACCUCCAUCGGACCUGGUUUCUACGAGCGCUGCAAUCUGGGCAGGAUGCCUUCCAGUCCGCUUACGUACGCUCCGUGGUGGCGGUCUCGGAGAGCAGUCGCACGCUGAUCAGCAUUGGCUCCAGCAUCUACCACAAGGCGAGGAGCGUCAGCCUGCGCUGGAACUUUUUCUGGCAGCACGUCUUCAACGCUGGCAUCUGCCAGUGUCUGCACGUGCUCUACUUGCCUCAUGGCAUCACGAGCCUCAGUGCAUGGGAGGAUGUCGGCAAGGCGGUGAGCCUGCUGCAGCAGGUGCGUUCGGGCAAGGGCGAUGGCAUCUGGGCGGGCAAGAUCGAUCUCCUCGAGAGGAUGAAAGCCAAGUCAGCCGAAAGCCUCAAGAAUGGGCCGCCCGCGACGGUACGAAGAGGGUCCGAGGGCGGUGCUCACCCUGUACUUGAUCAACAGCUCAGGUUAGUCGGGGCGACCCUGAGCGUCGACCAGCGCAGGGAUGGCAGGCAAGCGGACGGUGUCGAGGGUGCUUCCACCCCAGAGUCGCGAGGGACUCGCGACGACGCACACGGUCUCGAGUCGCAUGGGCAGCAUCAACCCGCCGGCGCAGAGCCCGGCCCCACAUCUCGCCGCCGGGGCGGCGAGAUGGACUGCCUUCCGACAUCCAUGGCUCGGCUUGAUACGGCCAUGGACGAGGGCUGGCGCAUCCAAUCGCCUCGUCAAGAGCUCGCGCCUCUACCGUUUGCCGCGCUGCUGGAUGCACAGCCCGCUCAGCCCCUUGGUGGCGGCACGUCUCAGCUGCUGGAUUGGAGCACGUUCGAUGGCGGCUUGCUCUUGACCGAGAUGCUGCAGGAUGGGUGCGAGCCCGACGCUCGCUUCUGGGAGCAAUUCUUUGGUGCUGCAGCAGCAGCGCAGCCAAACGGCCAGCAGCAGCAGCAGCAGCAGCAGCAGCAGCAGCAAGAGCAGGCUUCAGGGCAGUUGUCCCUCUUCGACCUAGGUCUUGGAACGGGGAACGAUGGCAUGGCUGCUUUGCCGUGA